Molecule: messenger RNA, 1593 nt
Organism: Podarcis raffonei (Aeolian wall lizard)
Lineage: Eukaryota; Metazoa; Chordata; Lepidosauria; Squamata; Lacertidae
Product: serine protease 33-like
Exons: 5
Coding region: 1-975 (324 amino acids)
Biological process (GO): proteolysis
Molecular function (GO): serine-type endopeptidase activity
Source: RefSeq, a predicted model, not a curated record
AUGGCAAGCAAGCAAGUGGACAGAAACAAUCAAAGUGCACUUUUCCAGCUGUGUUGUGAUCUAUGCAUUUCCGUGUUCUUCUUUCCUCUUCAAGUCUGUGGUCAACCAGUGUUGUCUAACCGAAUUGUGGGUGGCCAAGCCUCACAGAUUGGAGCCUGGCCAUGGCAGGUCAGUGUCGGCUGGAAGGGGAGGCAUUUUUGCAGUGGGUCCCUCGUGGCACAACAGUGGGUUGUGUCAGCCGCUCACUGCUUUAGACUGAAUCCUUUCUCAGACAUCACCGUGACCUUGGGAGCAUAUCAACUUGCAAAUCGAAGCUCUAAAUCCCAGACCGUUCCUGUCGCCCAAGUAAUCCGUAACAUAGCAUUUAAUGGGACUGGGACAAGAGGGGACAUCGCCUUAUUGAAGCUCCAAAGACCCAUGAACUAUACCCCAAACUUCCUCCCAGUGUGUGUGCCAUUUCCUUCGGCUGUGUUCCCUGAGGGCAUGGCGUGCUUUGUGACUGGAUGGGGAAACAUUGGAUUUGAUGUACCACUUCCAUCCCCUCAGACGCUGCAACAAGUCCAGGUCUCCCUCAUAGAUGCUGACAGAUGCAAUGAGAUGUUCAAUGUGCCCCCAACUGGGUCCAAUCCUGUCAAAGACACCAUGAUUUGCGCUGGAUAUAAAGAAGGAGGAAAGGACGCUUGCCUGGGUGAUUCCGGGGGGCCCUUGGUCUGUGCCCAAAAUGACUCCUGGUUCCUGGUUGGCAUCGUGAGCUGGGGACAAGGCUGUGCACUCCCGUACCGCCCCGGCGUCUACACCAGAGUCACGUCCUAUGGCGAUUGGCUGCAGCGUUACGUUCCUGGCCUGCGGUUUGGAAUUGUGCCCAUCGCUCUGGAGGGGGGAGUGAACCAUUUUGGACUUUUCACUUCCACUCCUCUUGUCACUUCCUCUCUUUCCCUCCUCCUGCCUUUCUUGCAGUGGGAAUUCUUGAGGUGAGGAGUUCCUUGCCAGCUUGAGGCUGUAGAAUCAGUGCUGAAUUUGGGUACAUUGUAGGCAGCCCCAGGUUGUGGGGAACCUUUGGGUCUCAAGAUGUUGCUGAAUUACAACUCCCGCUGGCCAUACUCACUAUGACUGAUGGGAGUUGUAGUUCAGCAGCACCUGGAGGGCCAAAUGUUUCCCACACCUGGUUUCCGGUUGAAGGAUGAUUUGGCUUGCAGCUUGAAGAUCAGUAGGGCAAAGCAUUUCUGUCCCAUAGUAAGUGAAGGGUAGGUGCCAUAAUUUUUCUGGUUCCUGGACAAAGUGCCCUAGAAUUCUUCUUUUUCUGCCUUCUUGCAUUGUGACAAGAUCCUCUCAUUUGAAAAGUAAUAAUAUAAUCAGGUUUCUACUCCAAAUAGCAGUGAAGACAAAUGUGAAAGCACGUUGACUAUCCCAGGGGAAAUCUCAGAAGCCAGGAAGGGGACUCACCCCCUGUUUGUGGGUCUUGCAUGGGCUUCUGGUUGGCUAUUGUGAGAAAAGAAUGCUGGUCUGGAUAGGCUAGUUCUCAAACUUUUUUCUCUGGGCGACACUUUCAGAAUAAAUUUUUCUUCAUGCCACACCAUUUAAAAAAUUGAUAAG